CAAUGGUUAAAGAAAUUGAAUCAUGCAUGACCUGAUUUGAAAUAAUUAACACUACUUUAUGAAGGAUAUGACCUCAAAAGUUCCACUUCAUGUCAAGGAAUGGCAAAUAACAAAGAAAAAAGAAUUUAACUUUGUUGGCCAAAGAUAUACCAAAGCAGUGUAACCUUUAUUUCUGGUACAAACAAAAGAAGGAAAAGCAAAGCCAUUAAACCAAACCAUUCUGCCACUUGGAAAGCAAUUUGGAAGUAGCAAAUUGGGAGUUCAGUGUUUUGAUUUGCCGCAAAAGAAGACAAAAAUUAUUAUUAGAUUGUGUUUUGAGUAUGCUUUUAGGUAUUAGAGCAUGAUUAGUGAAGGCCAAGAAAAUUAAGUAGCUUUUUUAUUAUUUUACAAGAAAUUUUGUACACUAUAAUCCAAAACAUGAUAUCAGAGCUUCUCUAGUUCUAAACUUUAUGCCUACCUAUCUAGAAAGAACUCAACACUACAUAAUUUCAUAAGAAUCAAGAAAACAAUUUUUACAUGAACAUGAACAUGAAGGCAUCCAAGGAACUACACCUUCUUCGUUGUUUUCUAGUAUUAUGCAGUGUCAUGUUAGGUUCUUCUAUAGCCAACCAUGAUAAGAAAGACUACUACUGUGGUAAUAUCAGAAGAGCUCAAACACCUUUCUUGAAUCCCAGUCCUUCAAUGUUAAGUAGCAUCAUCUUGUGCAGAUCUCAGAACCUCUACUUCAAAACUUCCCUUGGCCUUUUCCAAGUUUCUUCAGUUGAUUUAAAUGGUAGCUUACUAACUAUCUCUCACUCACCUUGUACUUCUUCUCUCCAAUACCUUUCUCCUCUGGCUGUCACAGCAGGUUUACCUUCUCCACCAGAACCUAACUCACUUAUUCUCUUCAAUUGUUCAAUCACAAGAUACCCCUUUUUGCCACUCUUGAAAAACUGCACACACAUAUAUAAAUGUGGAGGUGCUGAAGAGCAUGAGAAAAGUCCUUAUUCAUGCUUAGUUAUUGAAGACCUUAAGAAAGUGGGUCUGGGUUUUCAUCCUCGAAAUUUGAACUGCUCCCAUUAUACCUGGGCACAUAAAAGUUCUUCACAUGGUGAAGAUCAUGGAGAAUUGAAGUUUGGAGCAAGGAUAUCUUUCAACACUCAUGUGCCAGAUAUUUGUAAGGGGUGCCAAAAGCCUAAUGACACCUGCGGUGCCGGGUUGAAUUGUUUAUGCCAUGCAAAAGAAUGCAAAGACAAGGUCAUAUCCGAGGUUGGAUCCAUAACAUUUACUGGUACCGUUUAUUUGGCUUUGCUAGUUAGCUUUCUCUCAUUGGUUUAGUAGCUUUCUUCUUAUGGUAUGUCUAACCAAGAUUAUAUGUAAGGAGUGAGUAGGGAGUACUUAGGUAGUUAGGUUGGAGUGCUCUGUUCUUAUAUAAUUAUUUGCUAUAUGAUACUUUAAUCUCAUCUAUUGAAUGUAACUAGUACAUAACAGAAUUUAAGGGUGACUAGGAGGGCUUCUAUUACCUGCAACUGCAGUUUAAAACCAUAAUAACAGCUCGAGUGCCACUUCCUCUCUUCAUCAUGCAUCACAUUGAUCCUUUUUUCAGUUAGACGAUAAUACGUGGCAUAAAUGAUGCCAUUAUCUAAUUGAAACAUGUAAUCUUUGAAGUAAGCCUAUCCUUUACAUAAAUGCAGCAAGGACAUGACAAGUACCGGGAAAAAAGGGGAUCAAAUUGUUAUUUGUAAUCCUUUAUUAGCAGUGUCUCUUGCUGCCGCAGCAUCUCUGAUAGAGUUGUUGCAUCUUGCAAGGAAAAAGUGACCAAGCCUUGAAGGUGCUUCCACCAUGUUUGGCUUAAAAAGAUGUUCAUUCAUUUCAACAAGCAUGUGGUGGUCAUUUAAGGUCCUUGUAAGUUGUAAGUGCUUCAACAGCACUUUGAAUGAAAUGUGCAUCGUACCAUGAGAAACAUCAUUGAAUAUCCCUUGGUCAACAUUUUGCAUUAAAGCAUUCAUAUCAUAUCAUAAGUUGCUUGGGGCUUG
Molecule: messenger RNA, 2015 nt
Organism: Arachis ipaensis
Lineage: Eukaryota; Viridiplantae; Streptophyta; Magnoliopsida; Fabales; Fabaceae
Source: RefSeq, a predicted model, not a curated record